Messenger RNA from Macrosiphum euphorbiae (potato aphid), 1083 nucleotides. The record is from the annotation of a GenBank genome assembly. Lineage: Eukaryota; Metazoa; Arthropoda; Insecta; Hemiptera; Aphididae.
AUGGCGUUUAUAGCAUAUGCGUUAUUAGAUGAAAUAGAAGACCAUGAGCGUACUAGGGCUUUUACUCUCCAUAAAUCUGUUUUAAGAGACAAAUGUAAUCCGUUUGACUUAAGUGACUUUAAUUUUAAAAAACUAUAUAGGCUUACCAAAAACGACGUUUCAAUGUUAAUUGAGCACCUUAGGCCAAACCUAACUAAAAUUAGGAAAAAUGGUUUAAGUGUUGAAGUUCAAGUAUUUGUCACGAUCCAGUUUUUAGCAACCGGUGCAUAUCAGAGGGGAAUAGGUAAUGAUUCUUUGUACCCGGUUAGUCAGCCGAGUGUAAGUAGGUGCAUUACCAAAGUAACUGCUGAAAUAGUCAGAAUCUUUGCCGCAGACCAAAUACGCUUCCCCCGAAAUCGAGUUGAGAGGGAAAAAAUAUCGAAUGAAUUUGAACAGUUAAGCCGCUACCCUGGAAUUUUAGGGUGUAUCGAUUGCACACAAAUUGCAAUUGUAACCCCUACGGAGCGUGAAGAGGCAUACAAAAAUUUUAAAGGCUUCUAUUCGUUAAAUGUGCAGAUGGUAUGUGAUGCAAAUUUGCGUAUCACUAAUGUGUAUGCUGAUUUCCCUGGUAGUGUCCACGACCAAUUUAUUUUUGGAACAAGUGCAGUUAAACGAGAAAUGGAUAGGCUACAUGCAAAUAACAUUGGUCAGUUUUACCUUCUCGGGGAUUCAGGAUAUACGCCUCAAUCAUACAUGCUAACGCCCGUGUUAAACGCUCCAGAAAAUACACCAGAGUACCGUUACACUCAAAACCACUGUUUUGUUCGUAAUACAGUUGAAAGGGUUUUUGGUGUAUUAAAAUGUAGAUGGAGAUGUCUGCGUAAAGAUCGCGUUCUUCACUAUCAACCAAUACAGGCAGCUACAAUCAUAAAGACUUGUGCUAUACUACAUAAUAUUUCUAUGAAUAAUUUAGAAUACAGAAAUGAGAACAUGGCACUAAAUAAUAAUGUAAUUGAACCCAACAAUAUUGAAGGAGACAUACAAGGAAAUAUUAAUGGUAGAAGAAUGAGGGAUCAAAUAAUUCAACAAUAUUUUCAAAUUUAA